Torulaspora delbrueckii is the source of this 972-nucleotide messenger RNA. It is a transcript of the gene THI4, whose product is annotated as thiamine thiazole synthase. Bases 1 to 972 code for a protein of 323 amino acids. NCBI's taxonomy places the organism in Eukaryota, Fungi, Ascomycota, Saccharomycetes, Saccharomycetales, Saccharomycetaceae. The record is from RefSeq and is a predicted model, not a curated record. The transcript has a single exon.
AUGUCUACCACCACUCAAACCGAAACUGCCCAAUUGCAAUUGAACGCUGGCUCCAUCCGUCACGCUUUGUCCGAUGUCGUCAAGACAGAUGACUGGUCUGACUUCAAAUUCACCCCAAUCCGUGAAUCCACUGUCUCUCGUGCCAUGACCUCCCGUUAUUUCAAAGAUUUGGACAAGCAUGCCGUCUCCGAUGUCAUUAUCGUGGGUGCAGGCUCCUCCGGUCUCUCCGCUGCCUACGUGAUCGCCAAGAACAGACCAGACUUGACCGUUACCAUCAUUGAGGCUAGCGUAGCCUGCGGAGGCGGUAGUUGGCUGGCGGGAGCACUAAUGAGCGCCAUGAUCAUCAGAAAACCAGGUCAUCUUUUCUUAGAAGAAUUGAAAAUUCCUUACGAGGACGAAGGUGAUUAUGUUGUUGUCAAACACGCCGCAUUGUUUAUCACCACUGUGAUCUCUGAGGUCCUAAAAUUCCCUAAUGUCAAGCUUUUCAACGCUACCGCUGUUGAAGAUUUGGUCACUAGACCAGAUGGUCCAAAUGGUGAACUUACCGUCGCCGGUGUUGUGACCAACUGGACUUUGGUCACUCAAGCCCACGGUACUCAGUGCUGCAUGGAUCCAAACGUCAUCGAAUUGUCUGGUUACAAGAACGAUGGUACCCGUGAUCCAUCUGCCAAGCACGGUGUCAUUUUGUCUACUACCGGUCACGAUGGUCCUUUCGGUGCUUUCUCUGCCAAGAGAAUCGUUUCUAUCGAUGAGAACCAGAAGUUAGGUGGUAUGAAGGGUCUAGACAUGAACCACGCUGAAGCUGACGUUGUCAAGAAUGCUGGUAAGUACAACGGUGUCAACUCUAUGUACUUUGCUGGUAUGGAAGUUGCUGAGUUGGCUGGUUGUAACAGAAUGGGUCCAACCUUCGGUGCUAUGCUUGUCUCUGGUAUCAAGGCUGCCGAGGAGAUCUUGAAGCACUUUGCUGAAUAG